CCCAGCAGUGCCACCCGCAAGUUCCGCCCACCUGUGCCCUGCAGUGCGCCCACUAGCUCCGCCCACCUGUGCCCAGCAGAUCACCCACCUGUGCCCAGCAGUGCACCCACCUCAGUGCCACCCACCUGUGCCCACCCACCUGUGCCACCCACCUGUGCCCACCCACCAGUGCUGCCCACCAGUGCCACCCACCAGUGCAGCCCAGCAGUGCUGCCAGUCAGUGCCACCAGUCAGUGCCCAGCGGUUGUGCCAAUCAGUGCCGCUAGUCAGUGCCCAGCAGUGAUGCCAGUCAGUGCCGUCUAUCAGUACCCAUCAUCAGUGUCACCUAUCAGUGCCGCCUAUCAG
This is a messenger RNA of Staurois parvus, 345 nucleotides long. The record is from the annotation of a GenBank genome assembly. Lineage: Eukaryota; Metazoa; Chordata; Amphibia; Anura; Ranidae.